CUCCUGCAGCCGGAGGAGCGGCAGCGGCGGCCGCGGAGGGGGGCAAAUGGCGGCCGCUGUGCUAGCGGCGCCGGAGGGUGGCUCUGCUGUGAUGCCGGCGGGGAAUGCAGCGGCUUGUCCUCCACCACCUGGUCCAUCAGGUCCGGGUUCGUGGAGCCGUUCCUUGGACCGAGCCUUAGAAGAAGCGGCGGCCAGCGGUACCCUCAGUUUGAGCGGCAGGAAGCUUCGCGACUACCCGCGGGCCAGCGCCGCCAACCACGACCUCAGCGACACCACCCAAGCCGAUUUGUCACGGAACAGAUUGUCAGAGCUUCCAGCAGAAGCCUGUCACUUCGUCUCCCUUGAGAGUCUUAAUUUGUACCAGAACUGCAUUCGAUACAUCCCAGAAGCAGUUUUGAACUUGCAGUCUUUAACAUUUCUAAAUAUCAGCCGAAACCAGCUUUCAACAUUGCCAGUACACCUCUGUAGUCUACCACUGAAAGUUUUGAUAGCAAGUAAUAAUAAGUUGGUUUCAAUACCUGAAGAAAUUGGACAGCUCAGACAGCUGACAGAGUUGGAUGUGAGCUGUAACGAAAUACAGACAAUACCUCCACAGAUUGGCAAUUUGGAAUCCUUGCGAGACCUAAAUGUCAGAAGAAAUAAUUUGGUGCGUUUACCUGAAGAGCUUGCUGAGUUGCCUUUGAUUCGAUUAGAUUUCUCCUGCAAUAAAAUAACAACGAUACCAGUUUGUUAUAGGAACCUCAGACAUCUGCAGACCAUCAUGUUAGAGAACAACCCUCUCCAGUCACCCCCUGCACAGAUAUGUAUAAAAGGAAAAAUUCAUAUAUUUAAAUACCUGAACAUAGAAGCGUGCAAGAUAGCUCCAGACUUGCCUGAUUAUGACAGGAGACCCAUGGGAUUUGGAUCUUGCCAUGAGGAGCUCUAUUCUGCUCGUCCCUAUGGAGCACUUGAUUCUGGCUUCAAUAGCGUGGACAGUGGAGACAAAAGGUGGUCAGGGAAUGAACCAACAGAUGAGUUCUCAGAUCUUCCUUUACGUGUGGCAGAGAUCACUAAAGAACAGAGACUGCGAAGAGAAAGCCAGUAUCAGGAAAACCGAGGGAGCUCAGUCGUGACUAAUGGGGGAGUGGAACAUGAUCUCGAUCAGAUCGACUAUAUUGAUAGCUGUGCCACAGAAGAGGAGGAGGAAGAGGUGAGGCAAGCCAAGUGCAUGGACUCAGACAGCCUCAGCUCACAGUUCAUGGCAUAUAUUGACCAGCGGCGAAUCUCUAAUGAGAACUCACCAGUAAAGCCUGUGUGCAACAGAGAAUCUCAGAGAACAGAGGAUACAAGACGAUAUCUACAGCAAAACAGGGACACUGAGGAAUUACGAAGACCUGAAACUCUAAAUUUGAUGCAGGACAGAGAGCAUCACCAAGUACUAAGGAGUUAUGUGGACAGGACAGAGAGACCCCUGGCUGAUUCACCUUACUUUCUCUCUCUAUCAAGUCACCACAGUCAGGUGCCUAACACAGAUCCCGAGCUGCACCGCAGGCACAUCGAGCGUACCCGUCGGGAGGCCCAGCUAGCAGCACUUCAGUAUGAAGAGGAGAGGUUGAGGACAAAACAGAUCCAGAGAGAAGCUGUCCUUGACUUUGUUAAGCAAAAAGCAUCCUUAAGUCCUCAGAAGCAAAGUCCUCUGGAUAGUGAGUGUCCCUUUCCAUCCAGAAGGUCUCAGCAUACUGAUGAUAGUGCCUUGUUAGUGAAUGGGUUUGAGCCUCUCUUUGUGUUUGAGAUUGACAGUAACACCAAUACCAUUAAGAGAAGGCCAGGGACUCGCAAACAGUCACUCUCAGGGUUGAAUCAAGAAAGCUCUGCUACUACCCUGCCUAAUGCCUCUACCUUCAGUCCUGUCAAGAGUGAUGACAGAUCUACCAUCUCCCCUGGCUCACCUACCACUCAGACAGUCCACCUUUCCCCUCCAUAUCCUGGCCAUGCAGCCCCGCCUUCCUAUAGAAACCCUUCCCAGCGACCUGAGAGUUUCCUUUUCCGAGCAGCAGCUGUCAGGGAUGAAGCAAAGAAAGCUGUUACUUCAUCUUCUACCCGUGCCUUGUCUCCUGCUAAUGAUUCUGCAGACCCCAGAGUAAGACAGAACUCCAAACAGCGAGAGGAGGAGCUGGAACUAAUAGAGCAGCUACGUAAGAACAUCGAGUCACGGUUGAAAGUGUCACUGCCCAGUGAUCUUGGAGCAGCUCUCACCGACGGUGUUGUUCUGUGCCAUCUAGCUAACCACGUGCGUCCCCGGUCUGUUCCCAGCAUUCAUGUCCCCUCACCUGCUGUUCCUAAACUUACAAUGGCAAAGUGCAGACGAAAUGUGGAGAAUUUCUUGGAAGCUUGCAGAAGGAUUGGAGUGCCUCAGGAGCAAUUAUGUUUGCCUCUACAUAUUUUAGAAGAGAAGGGUUUGACACAGGUAGCUGUGACUGUCCAGGCGCUCCUGGAGCUGGCACCCCCAAAGCAGCAGCAACUUCACCACUUGUCUGCUGUGUAAAGACCUCCAAGACCUUUUGGUUUACCUUGGCUAAGCAGAAGGACGUGAAGACUUUACUGCCCAUGCAGUGCAUCCAAACACACAGAGCUCUGUUCUAAGGAAAGGAGUUCCCGUGAUUCCUGACAGGAAUGUUUUACUUCAUUUCUCCAUUUUUUUGGAGAUCACAACAAUUUCCAGUAACAUUUUUUAUUAUCAAUAUUUUUGCCCCUUAUUUAAAAGAAAAGAAAAACAGAGUUAAUUGGGAAGAGGGCAGGAAAUUCCAGUGGCUGUUGGAGCCAGCUCUAGAAACUGACCAGGCUUGAAGAUGUGGGUGUAGAGUUUGGAAAGCAAUUCCUGGAGGAAUUAAUUUGUAUUUUGAAAGAAAGGGGGGGAAAAAAAAAAGGAUGUUGCUGCAGUGGGCACAUGGGGAAUGAAAUUUCUUUCCUUCCCAGCAGGGCUCAAAGAAAGGGAAUUUCUUUGCCUGCAAAUAACAGCUAUUUCUAUUACGCAUUCAUUACACAGUCGUCACCUGCAGAGUUUGAUAACAGGGUUGAGCUUUGUGCAGCUGGUAACUUCUCUUGGCAUGUCCUCAGUGCUGAAAAUUUGAAAGGGGGGAAAAAAAUGACUUUUUUUUUCUUUUUUUUCUCCCCAAGGGAAAAAAUGCUGCAUCCUUUUUUUCCACCAAAACAAAAAAAAUCUUAGUUGAAGAUACUAAACCAGAACUGUUUGAAUGGUAUUAAUCUCCUUAGCAUUCUUGCUAGGUUCACUUUCUGUUUGGAUUUUGACCUGGCUUUAUGUGAAGAUUUUUCCAACAGGAGUAGAGGGAGGUCUCCUGCAUCCUCCUGGCCACCUCCCCACCUGGUCAUGUUGGGAUGUGGUUACUGAGCUCUGCCAAAUGAUGACCUGAUGUCAAGAACCGCGUGUGUGUUUUUAGUGCAGUGUGAAGGAUUGCAGCCUGCUCGUGCUAAUCAUUAGAAACUUGUUAUCAAAUAAUAUGUUUCUUAGGGGCUGGGGCAUCCCACACAGACCUGCCAGCACUGAGCAUCCCAGGCACUGAGAACUUCAUCGUUUCAAGAGCACAGUUACUGAAUUCCCAAAGCAGCCACCUGAUGCAAAACCCAGCUUCCCUGUGUUGUUUAACAAGGCUGGGAUAAAUGAAGCUUUUUAUCACUGGUGAUACAGAACUCCCAGUGCCUGCCUUCCUCUUUGCUUAACGUAAAAAUGGAAGCUCAAUGUGCAGGAAUGGGAGAGGCAGCCAACAAGAUCUGCACUUUGCUGGAAAGGUGACCUGGAAAUCAAAGGCUUGCUCUGUGUGCUCUGGUGUGGUGAUGAGGCCAAGGUUGCUACCUGAUCAAUUACAGUGGUUACUUUUUUGUUUUGGUUUUGCUUUUGUUUCCCUAACCCCCCUAAAAAAAGACCUUGGAACACCCAGUUCUUCACCCUUGCACUUCCUUUGUCAGGCUUUUGGCCAAUUGAAAGCAUCCCAGAAUGUUAAUGCUACUAAUACAUGGUGCACAGGGUCUGAGACCAGCUGUGGGCAUCAGAGGUACUCCACCUGGGGAUGUAUUUGAAGCAGAAUGCUGCAAGAGGGGACAAAGGAAGAAGGAGCAGGCUAAGCUGAAAGUCCUUUCUGCAGAAGUAAACCUGCCAUGGGAACACUGGCAGGGGCUGGGCUUAGCAGGACUUUUCCCCUUUUGAUUUCCAGUUUUGUUUUGCUUCAUGUAUUUCUUUCAAGGUCCGUUGUGGUGACUGUUGAAUGCCUUAUCUCACAUAAUGAUUCCAGUUGCUUCCUACUGGCUUUGGCUGGUCACGUUGUAAGUGGAGACGAACACCUGGAGGGCAUUUAAAACUGCACAGCUGAGAAAGAAACCAUUUUACACAGGGUGAGUGCAUGGCCCUGAGCUCUGCAAGGAAUUAAAACUCCAAUAACUUGCAGUACACACAGGAAGAGAGCAGCUCCACACAGAUGUACUUCCCUCCUGAAGGAGGUCUGGAGUUCCACUCCAUUUUGCUUGCAGGGAGUGCUGGUGACUCUGAAAGGAUCAGUGUCUGAAGGCUGUGCUGUGCUUGGCUGAGUGGAGGAUUCUGCCACUCGUAGCCAGCAGUGCAGACCAUGAGGGUUUGUUGUGUGUUUGUCUCCACACAUAAUUUGCAAGAGAGGGGCACUGACUUUAUGGUAUUGCCCAAAGGAAGCCCCCUGGGGCAUGCUUUUUAACUGCACACCCUGCAGUGACUCUUUUAACGUUCUCAUUUUAAGAAAACCAUUCCCGUCAUGGAAUUUGGGGGUGGGGGGGUAGGGGUGGGGGAUGUGCAGGGCCAGUCCAGCUUCCAGCACUUGGGGAAAACAAACCUUAGCAGUAUUCAGGUUGAUGGAAGUUUGACAUUUCAUUAGUACUGGUUUUUAGGGGUUAACAGGGUGGGGAGUUGAGCCAGAACUGCAAGAAAUGGCUGCUUCCUGUGGUGCUUGGUCCACACAGCUGCUGCUGUGAGGAGCAGUGGGUGCAUGGCUGGGCAGGUGGCUUGUCCCCAGUGUCACUUUGUUCUAACAGCAGCUUGCUCUGGCAGUUUCUGUGGCUGUGUUAGUCUGACAUUUGUAAUCCUGUUGUUUUCAUGCUGGCAAACCUUAAUUCAGUUGUUUAGGACAGAAUUCAAAACCUGAAGUUUCAUCCUAUGGUUUAUUGAAUGUAUGACAGCAGCAACUUCAGUUCUGAUUUGCAAAGUGGGUUGGGAUUUUUGGGGGUGUAUUUAUGUGCAAUUCUUGUUGUAUCCCAUGAAAAGAAUAUCUUAAAGAAAGCUUGUAUAAAAUUCUAUUUUAUGUGUUCAAGAGGCAAUUGUCUUUCCUCUUCUGGGGCAUUUGUGUUGGAGGCUGUGGGAGGAAUCCAUCUGAGCGUUUGGUGCUUGCUGGUGUUUAUACAACAACUCCAUUUUCUUCCAACCACACUGAGCAGGGUUUGAGGCUCGGUGAGGUUACACACUCCAGGUUGAGCACUCAGCAAUCCCUGGUGACGUUGUGGUGGUUGGGUCAAAGCAGCUGAGGUUUGAGUCUUCCCCUUCUGAAGGAGGAGGCUUUCCUAAAGGUCCUGCUUUAAAAAUAAAUCAGAGACAGCUUUUUAACAGCGCCAAGAACACCUCUGUUGCACGAUGGCAAGUGAUAUUUUUACCCUUUUAUGACUAUAAAUGGUUCUUUGGAAGAAAUGUUUUAGAAACAGAGGACUUCUAAGGUGAAUUUGGACAUCUAACAAAAAAAAAAACCCCAACAAUUCCUUUUGUGUAGCUAUUGUGAUGUUUUACAAAGCAGUCUCAUGUUGUCACUUCUGAAAGCAGUGCAAACCUGUCAUUAAUAGAGUAAAGGGUUUUAAGAGCUUCAUCCCGUGCUGUACCUGUAAAUACAUUCCAUGGUGGCUGAGUCUGUUACACAGAUCUGUGUCUGGAUAUUGUAGACUUUAUUUUCAAUUGCCUGCAUUCUGCCAGUAGUGUGAACCUCUAGCACGUUGAUAACAGAAAAGGAGACCAGGGGUAAUUUGAAAUAAAGUUUGAAGCCUUACAUGAA
This is a messenger RNA of Pogoniulus pusillus (Red-fronted tinkerbird), 6053 nucleotides long. It is a transcript of the gene LRCH3, whose product is annotated as leucine rich repeats and calponin homology domain containing 3. Gene Ontology annotation, molecular function: protein binding. Bases 47 to 2524 code for a protein of 825 amino acids. The record is from RefSeq and is a predicted model, not a curated record. NCBI's taxonomy places the organism in Eukaryota, Metazoa, Chordata, Aves, Piciformes, Lybiidae. The transcript has 23 exons.